Messenger RNA from Alnus glutinosa, 2049 nucleotides. RefSeq names its product abscisic acid 8'-hydroxylase CYP707A2-like. Lineage: Eukaryota; Viridiplantae; Streptophyta; Magnoliopsida; Fagales; Betulaceae. The coding region runs from base 128 to 1576 and encodes 482 amino acids. The record is from RefSeq and is a predicted model, not a curated record. Gene Ontology annotation, biological process: sterol metabolic process; abscisic acid metabolic process. Gene Ontology annotation, molecular function: (+)-abscisic acid 8'-hydroxylase activity; heme binding; iron ion binding. The transcript is spliced from 7 exons.
UGGAAGGCUCCCCUUCUCCUCCAUCUCCCUCUCUUUCUUCUAUAUAUACCCACCUCCUCCUUCACUUCUAUCCUCACCACCUACUUGUUACUAUUAUUCCUCCCUCACUCACAUCAAAAUUAAAGACAUGGAAUUCUCCUCCCUCUUCACCUUUUGUCUUUUACCUUCCAUUUUCUUCAUCUUUCUCUUCCAUUCCCUUGUCAAGUUCUUCAAUUCCAGUCCCCGGAAACUGCCCCUCCCGCCGGGCUCCUUGGGUUGGCCUUACAUCGGCGAGACCUUUCAACUCUACUCUCAAGACCCAAAUGUCUUCUUUUCUGAAAAACAAAAUAGGUAUGGGUCUAUCUUCAAAACCCACAUACUGGGGUGUCCCUGCGUGAUGAUUUCGAGCCCGGAAGCCGCGAAAUUCGUGCUGGUGACGAGAGCUCAUCUCUUCAAGCCUACAUUUCCUGCAAGCAAAGAGAGAAUGUUGGGCAAACAAGCCAUCUUCUUUCACCAAGGAGAUUACCAUGUCAAACUCAGGAAGCUUGUUCUCCGAGCCUUCCUGCCCGAAGCAAUCAAAAACAUCGUCCCCAGCAUCGAAUCCAUUGCCAAAGAUUCUAUCCAAUCAUGGGAAGGCCGGUUAAUCAACACCUUCCAAGAAAUGAAGAUCUUCACGUUCAAUGUUGCCCUGCUUUCUAUAUUUGGAAAGGAUGAAGUUCUGUACAGAGAGGAUCUGAAGCGGUGCUACUUCAUUCUUGAGAAGGGGUACAAUUCAAUGCCCAUUAAUCUUCCAGGGACACUCUUCAACAAAUCCAUGAAAGCAAGGAAGGAGCUUGCUCAGAUCUUGGCAAAAAUCCUCUCGGCCAGGAGGGAGAUGAAACAAGAUCACAACGACUUGCUGGGAUCUUUCAUGGGUGACAAAGAAGGCCUCACUGACGAGCAGAUUGCCGACAACAUCAUCGGAGUCAUAUUCGCUGCUCGUGAUACCACCGCCAGCGUGCUCACGUGGAUCCUCAAGUACCUUGGCGAGAACCCCACUGUUCUUCAGGCAGUCACGGAAGAGCAAGAGAACAUUAUGAGGAGGAAAGAAGAGAAUGGUGAUGAGGAGAAAGUUCUAACUUGGGCAGACACCAGAACGAUGACAAUCACUUCAAGGGUGAUUCAAGAGACACUUAGAGUUGCUUCAAUUUUAUCUUUCACUUUCAGAGAGGCAGUAGAAGAUGUUGAAUAUGAAGGGCAUCUUAUACCCAAAGGGUGGAAAGUUUUGCCACUUUUCAGAAACAUUCACCACAGCCCAGACAUCUUCCCAGAGCCUGAGAAGUUUGAUCCCUCAAGAUUUGAGGUUACUCCAAAACCCAACACCUUUUUGCCAUUUGGCAACGGGAUCCACUCCUGUCCUGGGAAUGAGUUGGCCAAACUGGAAAUUUUAGUCCUUCUCCAUCAUCUGACCACAAAGUACAGGUGGUCUGUGGAGGGUUCACAGACUGGGAUUCAGUAUGGCCCCUUUGCUCUUCCCCAGAAUGGUUUGCCCAUUAGAUUAUCUCUGAGGAAAGAAACUGCUCCUAAAAGCUACUCCCAUGCAUCCCAAUUACAGUAGAGACUUUCUAUAAAUAGAAAGAAUUGCUUCCUAUUUCUUGAUCGAGAUAACGAUGAAGAACGUACAAGACAAUAAAAGAAGCAAAUGAAGAGAGAGAAACUCAUCCACCCCUCACUUUUGGGCCAAGACACACCCAAACGAGGAAAUUUUAAGAUUAGCAUACGAAAAGGGCCGGAAGACAAGUGUACAGAAGAGUCUUCGUACCAAAAAAGAAAAGAAAUAAAAGAAAUAAUAAAUAAAUUAUGUGCAAGCUAGCAAGCAAGUUAUGUUCAUUUUUUUCUAAGAGAUAUAUGAGGAGAUCGAAAAAGUUCUUCACCAUGAGCGUGGGAUUAAUCAAUCGAUCAAUCUAUUUAAGUAGCUAGGUUAAAUAUUUAUAUAGUUUUAGGAGUACUGUACGUUCUUGUUAUUUCUAACAAAUAUAUAUAUAUAGAUUAUAUUGUGCCGCAAGGCAAAAAUGAAAAUUCAAUUAUCAA